AUGCUGCGUGGUUUGGAUCAACUGGCGGCCCUUGACGGGAGGAUGGAAGACGUUUACGAUGUAGGCCAUGAGCUGGGGAAGGGAGCCUUUUCGGUGGUGAAGCACGGCAGGCAUCGAGAAACGGGCGAAAAUGUCGCCCUCAAAAUCAUCGCUGCAGCAACGUUCGAAGGCAACAAGCGAGCUCAGGAGGCGAUACGAGUGGAAGUCGAGGCGAUGCAGCGAAUACGAGGGCAGAUCAACAACCCGUCCUUGAUCGUAAUGAUCGGGGUGUUCAGCGAUCCCUCCAAGGUGUCGAUCGUUCUCGAGGAGCUGAACGGCGGGGAGCUUUUCGAUCGAAUCGUGUCGCGCGGGCGUUACACGGAGGGACAUGCCUCGCACCUCAUCUGCACGCUGGCUGGUGCCCUGGCCCAAUGCCACGAGAAGGGAAUAGUGCACAGGGAUGUGAAGCCCGAGAACAUAAUGUACACCUCGAGGGACGAUGACACCAAAAUCAAGCUCACGGAUUUUGGGCUGGCGCUGCUAUACCCUGGGGCGUCGGUAACCGUGCACGAUGACAACCUCGUCGGCACCCCGGGCUACGUCGCUCCCGAGGUGCUGUCCUCCCGUCUCUACGGUCCACCGUGCGACGUUUGGGCGUGCGGUGUGCUCCUGUACAUCCUCCUCGCGGGAUACCCCCCGUUCUAUCCCUCCGCGGACGAGACGCUGUUCGAGGUCAUCAAGCAGGGAAAAUACUACUUUCACCCUGACGCGUGGGACCUCAUUAGCGCAGAGGCGAAGGAUCUGGUGUACAGGAUGCUGACGGUAGACGUGGAAAAGCGGGCGACCAUGGCGGACGUUCUCAAUCACCCGUGGCUCACCUCGGCGUGCGAUCACGAGUACGACCACCUGUCAGACACUAUCCACCGCCUCAAGGCCUUCAACGCCAAGAGGAAGUGGCGCGCGGUGGCGGCGGUGGUAAUGCUGGGGGCCAGGCUCGGCCUGAAGAAGCGCGCCCGCAGUUCGAGCGAGGGAGAGCGAGAGGACAAGAACGGAUUUUCCGUUCUCGAGCUGGAAACCCUCAAGGAGGCGUUUCUCUCUUCCGCGGAAGGGGGGGUUCUGAGCAGGGCGCAGCUGGCCUCUGUUUUCUCGGACGUCGGUUUCGGCCCGGUGCCAUCCGACCGGAUGUUCGACCUCUUUGAUACGGACGGCAACGGCACCGUGGACUACGGGGAGUUCCUCGCUGGGAUGGCAUCGUUCAAGCACACCGGCGACAAGGCGUUACGCUUCUGUUUCGACAUCUACGACCUCGAUGGAGGGGGUUCCAUUAACCUGCAGGAGCUCAAGUCUGUGCUUUCGUGCGUCAUGCGGCCUCAAGACAUGCAAGCCAUGUCCGGUGGUGGUGGUGGUGGUGGGGUCGACGGGGGGGGCGAGGAUCACGACCGCAAGCUGAGUGAGCUGUUCAAGAGGUUGGAUAAGGAUGGAAACGGUACGAUCGAUUUCGAGGAGUUCAAGGCCGGCGCCAAGAGAGAGCCCCUCCUCGUGGAAGCGUUCCUAGCACCGGUGCAGCAGGGGUCGCUCGCCACAACGCCCGCGGCGGUGGGAAGAAGACAGAAAGGUUCUGGCGGCCCGGCCGCUGCCGGUUCAUGCCAAGCGGCGGUUGCAAGAUCUGACGCAAAGAACAACGCCGCCGGCAACUCCUCGCCGGACGCUAAACAGCCCAAAGCUGGUUCGCGUGAAACUGCCGCCGUUCCGGAAACGGUGGCCUCUGGUGAGGAGGAACGGUCGUUGAAGGCAGCAGCCGACCAGCGAGAUGGUGGCGUGGACAAAGGCGGGGAUACGCUGAGCGGCAAACGGUGCCGGCUAGAGGGAUCGGACUGUGGAGGGGGCACGCGGUAGCGGAGAGGAAUCUACGUACAACAGAUGGGACUGACGAACAGAGGGUAAAACGUGUCAUUGUUGCCACAUGGUUCCCUUGACAACGCGGGCAUUCCCACCGGAUUUCGGCGUCUCCGUCUCGGAAUAAUUUAGAGGUCAUUAACGUUUUGGUAUUUAUUUCCGUGUAGAUUCAGUUGCCGUUGUUCAUAAUUUACGCCUUGGAUAUGUGGGUAGAUUGAUUGUAUUUGUCCCAAUGUUCGGUGUCGUCCGUCCACUUUUGUGAGUCUUCCCUUUACCAUAUUUUAGGUGAAUGUCUCCGUUCCUACUGUUUGUAUCUAGCACCACAUGAUGAUUGUCGCUUCGAGAUUUUCUGAAGUGUCGCAUCUUUCCACUUGUCAAGAGAUUGUUGUUGUGGUGCGUCUAAUUGUGUUGAGGGUAAGCGAGAUAGUCAAAUUGAAUGUUUUUUGUCGAAGACCGAAUAUGCUGUAGUUUGUUUGUGUGCGGAAGAAUUGGGAACAUCUCCCAGAUCGACGUAUGUAUUUGGGUUCUUGUUGUGCCGCCCUGGAGGUGUGUUGGUUCGGAUGUCUUGGUUCGGUUUUGUGGGCUCUCACAAAGAGAAAGGGGUAACGGAGGUUUCGUUCUGCUGCCUUGCUGCUCCUGCAGCAAGAGUAUGAUAGACGCGAGUCCACUGGGCCCAAGGGCCACGUGUUGAGGAAUGCACAGUGUGUUAACACGUAGCCCGCUUCGGAGGGUCACGCGGCAUAGGAUGGCAGCAGCUAGCUACAUCGAAGUUCGGACCAUAGCUAGCAAAGCUUUGCUCACGGGCUGAGGGGCGAGGGCAGGAUGGUGAUGGAGCACGCUUGGCUGGAGCGCCCAGCCGAGGGACUACUACUACUCUGGUAGUUGUGUUGAGGGUAAGCGAGAUAGUCAAACGCUACCUCGUGAAAGCACGUCGUUAAUCCGUGAGAAGGAAUCGUGAAUAGGUGUAGUUUUGUUCUCAAGGGGAAUAUGGCGACAAAGUGCGUGUCGUUCUGUUGUAUUUGGUAGAAGAAUAACGACGAUAUUGUAGCUCUUGCUCGCAAUUUGUUCGGUACAUGUUUUUGCCCGGGACGUUGCAAUGUAGGGGCUGUGCAAAGUUGGAGCAGAUGCUGACUCUCCUCAAGAAGCAGUGAGGCGGGGUCGACAAGUCGCGAAAGAGAGAAGAAGAGGUUCGGGGUGCUUGCGAAAUACUUGUCAUACUUUGUAUAGGAGUACAGAGGGCGAUUUGCACUCGCAAGUGUAGCAGAAACACAGCUGCACUACGCAAACGUUGUCCUUGUGAAUUUGGGCAUCCACAGUCGACGGGACAUCG
This is a messenger RNA of Ectocarpus siliculosus, 3205 nucleotides long. NCBI's taxonomy places the organism in Eukaryota, Phaeophyceae, Ectocarpales, Ectocarpaceae. The record is from the annotation of a GenBank genome assembly.